This is a messenger RNA of Diprion similis, 2549 nucleotides long. RefSeq names its product SET and MYND domain-containing protein 4-like. Bases 250 to 2481 code for a protein of 743 amino acids. The transcript has 12 exons. NCBI's taxonomy places the organism in Eukaryota, Metazoa, Arthropoda, Insecta, Hymenoptera, Diprionidae. The record is from RefSeq and is a predicted model, not a curated record. Gene Ontology annotation, molecular function: protein binding.
GUUCCGUAGAAAUUGCCGGAAGAUCCGCUGUCCAUGCCCCCCACCGAGUCGCCCAAGUUUUAGGAGUUGUUGAUCGCGUUGGUCAGUCACCGGGUUUAUAUCCGCUUGUUUGCCAAGUCGCUGUUCACUUCUGCGUUACUGCGGCAUUCAACGAGGAACAUAACCUUCGGCGCUUCGCUGUGUUCCGUUUAUCGUACCUACCUGGAAAUUUCAUUCCGUAAUCCUGUUUGACGAAAAACGGAAAACAUCAUGCAGUGGCAAACUUUUUUGGAUGCCGUUAAUUGCAAACUGAGAACUGGACACACUUUCCAAGAAAUUAAACGAAACAGACGGUCUGAGUGCGAGGUGAUGUCUUAUCUCAUCGGAGCCCCGGACGUCAGAAAGUUGAUGCUGCUGUGGCUGCAGGAGCAGCUUCAAUCUAGGGAAGUGAAAUCGUCGUCGAAAGCGAAACAGCUUAAAGAUCUGGGGAACAAAGAAUUUCAAAAGAAGAAUUACGCCGAUAGCGUUUCACUUUAUACAAAAAGCGCUCAAUAUGCUGUUGCCGAUGACUUGUCGAUCGCUAUUGCUAAUAGAUCGGCAGCAUUGUAUCAUAUGGAUAAUUUUGAAGAUUGCCUAAAAGAUAUCGAUUUAGCGAUAAGCAUCGGCUACCCUAAAAAGUUGCUACACAAAUUGUAUAUCCGCAAUGCGCAAUGUUACAUUAAAUUGAAAAAUAGAGUUAUGGCCGAGGUAGCUAUCGAAAAAGUUGAAGAAAUUGUUAAUGCUUGCAACGAGAUCUCUGCAGAGAAAAAAGAUGAUAUAUUCAAGGAAGUUUCAUUGCUAAAAUCGUUUGCAUCAAAUCUGGGAAAUAUCGCAGAAAAUGAUAGCUCAAGGACACAAUUACACCAAAGACCUGAUGUAGCAUUUGGAAGCAAUGCAACUUUUCAAUUUGCGUCAGCUGCCUUAGACUGCAAAUACACACCACAAAAAGGAAGACACGUCAUAGCGAAUAGAGACAUACAAAAGGGCCAAGUCUUGUUUGUCGAGAAGCCAUUUGCUUUUGUACUAUUGGAUCAAAAUCAUUCUAGUUCGUUGUGCAGACAUUGUUGCCACCCUUACGGCGCAGUUCCUAUUCCCUGCAAAACUUGCGUGGAUACGCUUUAUUGCAGUAGCGAAUGUCUCGACAAUGCGUGGUCUGGUUACCACAAAUGGGAAUGCCCAGGAACUCAAAUGCGAAUGGGACAACAAAUAGGAAUCGCACACCUUUCUCUUAAAGUUUUACUUGUCGGGUCGACGACAGAGGAUAAAGAGAGAUUCAAUGAGGUUCAAAAGCUAGUCACAAACAUCGACAAAGUAUCCCCUGACGAUCUUCUCGUUUACGGCAUUACCGCGGUGAUGCUCACUAUGUACCUUUCCAUGUACACUGAUUUCUUCACUACUGUUGAUUUCAAAAAAUCAUUUGCCGACAAGUUUAUCGACAGCAGUAUCGACUUCAAUUGUGACGUUACGACUGAUAGCGGAAAACAGUUAUACGUCAGCUCUUUUCUUCUUCGACACACACUGCAAUUGAUAUGUAACGGUCACGCCAUAACAAAACUGAGCUUAGACGCGCAGGAAAAUGACAAAGUGGCUACCGAGCAUCAAGAAAGAGUAGCAACCGGAAUUUAUCCUGCUGUUAGCAUGAUGAAUCAUUCGUGUGAUCCGAAUAUAAUAAAUAGCUUCGAUGACCAGUAUCUCAUUGUCAAAGCAACAAAAGACAUCCCUGCUGGUGGUGAAGUCUUCAAUUGUUACGGCCCUCAUUUUCGAAGGACGCCAAGAGAAGAAAGACAAGAAAUAUUGAAAAACCAGUAUUGCUUCACGUGCACAUGCGAGGCAUGCACGAAUCCUGAAUUGCAGUAUUUCUUGGAAAGAUUCGGUUCGUUGAAAUGUCUAGAAUGCAGUGGAGCUGUAUUUAAAAUUUCUGGAUCUCUCAGCUGUUUCGAUUGCGGGGCAACCCCUACUAUGAACUAUAACGCUGAACUCUGCGAGGCCCAAAGUCUAUACAAUUCGGCUCACGUUUGUAUUGAGAUGGAACACGACGACGAGGCAUUAGACAAGCUCAAACAGUGCUUGAACAUCAGGCGCAGCAUACUUUACAAGCAUCAUCAGGACAUUAUAAAUACUUUAGAUCUCAUCGGUAAAGUUUAUGCUGUAUCAGGUAGAUGGCUGGAUUCUAUUUCUUACUUAGAGCACGUAAUUACCGGCAUUGGUGAAAGGUUUGGCACCGACAGCAUAGAGCUCGCAAACGAAUUAAAUAAAAUCACGGAUAUCUGUCUUCCGUAUUUGCAGGAAGAAACGAACACAAGAACGAAACAGUACAAGAACGCACUGAAGAAGACUCGCAGAUUUUUAGACAACGCGAAACAGAUAAUGGAUCUGAAUUACGGUCCGUGGAACGCCGGGUAUCAGGAGAUUGAGAAAAAGGCACAACAGCUAUCCGCAAUCCUAAGAAACUUCAACCUUUAAUCAAUUAUUGUAAUACAUCGAUUAUUGUAAUUUUUGUUAAUGAACACUAUUUCUCAUUUCCUAAUAAC